Porites lobata is the source of this 7726-nucleotide messenger RNA. Lineage: Eukaryota; Metazoa; Cnidaria; Anthozoa; Scleractinia; Poritidae. The record is from the annotation of a GenBank genome assembly.
AUGAAGCGCAACAAAGAAAUCAAAAUGGCAUCGUCAUUCGGAGCAAGUUUACACAGUGGAUACAAUCACCCUGCUACAAGGAGCUGGCAAAGCACGAACACGGAAAUUACCAGCAGUAAUUUAAUCUACCCUCUCUUUAUUUCGUAAGUACAAUGAAAUCGUGUCCAUUUAUUUAAUAAAAUUCACGUACAGGCCAAUCGAGGCAAGACAGCACAUGCACAAUGCAUGACAAUGCAAAAUCACGCUCUGUCACGAAAAGUCGUGUAGACGGAGGAGGUAUGGAAAUUCCUUGGGCAUGCCAGAUAUAUACUUAGAGAUCAGCCGUUAGUAAUAUUAUUAUGUAUAUUGCGUACCAAAAGUUGGAAGUAUAGUAAUUGCACAACUGCAAUAAUAAAUUUACAAUGAAACUUACUGUUCUUAUAGAGACGAUGCUGACGCACAUGAAGCAAUCUCAAGUCUUCCCGGGCAAUUUAGGUAUCUGAUAUAUUUUUACUUCAUUCACUUUCUCCGCGUUUUAAGAAAUUAUUCCCAACUUUUCGUUCAUUAUGGCUUCCAAGUGGUGAUGGCUCGGAUGAUCAGGGCAACCCCAUCCCACAUAUUGACGUAAAUAAAUUGUUUGAUUGAUUGAUUGAUUGAGUUGGAGAGAAUUCCAGUUCAUUUUUUCUUAGUGUGAAAUAAAGAAAGAUUAAAGAUUCCUCCUUCUUCCAGCCCAUCAUGAAUAUUUUUGAAGUGCUUACAGCGUAGGAUCUGGCCACAUUGGUGGUAAUAGAUUUCAGCCCAGACUGAAACUGGUAAACCAAAGCAUUAUUCAGCGAGGUUUUUCAAACCAAUACGUACUGAUAGUUUGUGUGAAUGAGGUAUCGACAUGGUCUGAUGAUUCUGAGGUCAUCAAAACAUUUUUUCUCUAUACAAAAAAUGACCAGAAUUUGUUCAUGCUCUCAACCCUGAAUUGCUCAAAAUAGCCAUACCCUCUGGUAAGCAUGUACAUCUGGCCCCAGUUGUUCAAAAGCUGGAUAGCGCUAUCCACCGAAUAAAUCUGUAUCCAGUGGAUAACUAUUAGGGAAACCAAUUACGCUAUCCACUGGAUAGUGAUUUAUACGGUGGAUAGAGCUAUCCACCUUUCGAACAACUGGGGUAGCUUAUGGAAGAACAUUCUCCCUGGGCAUAGUUUGAGCUAGCCUUAAAAUACCACUACUGGUUUCCUUCCAGAAAUUGAGUAAUUUUAAUUUUCAGUGGACAAAAACCUUCUAACAGAAUAAUGUAAACAAUAUUGCAUUCUUUAAAAUUUUUCAAGGGCUAUAGAUGUAAUUAGUUAUCUGUAUUUAACAACAAAGAAAAUUUAUUUUGAGAGUCCAGAAAACUAAAUGUCAUAUUUCACAAAAUGACUUCUUACACAUGAAUUUUUUAGAAUUUUACCUGUGUUUUCACAAUUCUUGUGAAAUUUGACUUUCAUUUUCUCGUGCUCCAGGGGGGAAUAGUCUUUGGUGUUAUUACAGAUAUUAUUAUAUCUAUAGCCCUUGAAAAAAAUGUGAAAAAGAAUGCAAUAUUGUUUAAAUUAUUCUGGUACAAGGUUUUUGUCCACUGAAAAUUGAAAUUACUCAAUUUCCUGAUGGAUUCUGACUUAAAUUCAUGUUUUAAAACAUGGCUUUUUUGUUGCUGAAAGAAUAUAAGUUCUCACAGACCAUGUUAGUUUUAAAUGCAUUUCCAGCCAUUUCAGAGGACUUCAAUUUAAAAAUUUUCCGGGGGAGAAUAUCCCCAGACCCCCCUAGUUGACUCAUGCUCACGCAUUCGAAGUAGGCCUCCUUAUUGCAAACUUUCUGCUCAGGCCCCGGUACUGCUUCUUAUAUUGUUUGAAACAGAUUUCCCUAGUGGAACAAUCAAACAGACGCUCUACCCAGAUCUAGGUGGUGACACAUGAUCAGUGUGGAAUUCAUUUUCUGUGAGUUUUUGUCAGAUGUCAUUGUGCGCGGAAGUCAGUGAUGGGGUCAUGAAAUAUAUUUGUUAGCUCAGGCUUGGGUUUGAGCUGGGAUUUUCCCAAUUGAUGUUUUCAAGUUUUUGAGCUUCGCAAAUUUCCACUAUUGUUGUUCAUAUCCACCUCCUCUUUGGCUGUCAAAGUUGUCAGAUAUCCUAUCACUUAAUAGAUAAUUAGAUGGUUUGGAAAACCUUGUUAUGUUCUGACACUAAUCCUAAUAACAGUUAAUAAAUGUGAGUUUCAAUUUUUGAUUUCAGAAUAGGUGUUAACAACAUAGAGAAGGUAGUUUCACCAGUGGUAGAGAAAGGGCUCAAAUCUGUGUUAUUAUUUGGAGUUGUCACAAAACUAGACAAGGUACAUUGCUGCUUAAAGGAGCUGUGUCACGAAAUUCAGACAAAUUAGGUAAUUACAAAAUGCCCGUUAAAUUAAGAGAAACAUAAAAAUAACCGCUGAAAACAUUAAAGGAAGUUUAAAAAUAACACAACAGAAACAGCAGAUUCGGACGGAUGGGCAAAACUGAAGAAGAUUGAAAUGGAUUGAAAUUAGGGUUUUUGAAAAACUGUUCAGCCUAACUGUUUUUCAAAGUUGAUCCCUGCUGCUUGCAACUUCAAAAAUAAUGCUCAGGAGACAUAUUUGUUUGUCGCGGAUCUCUGAUUUUGUCAUUUACAUGUAAUGUCUUUGCUUAUACUUUAAGUUCCAUAGCAAUUGAGGGCAAGUAAUUGGUAAAUUAAACAAAAUAAACUGGACUGCCAUGACACAGCCCCUUUAAUUGUUAUUCUUGUAGAAACCUGCUCCUGGAAUGAAACUUAAAUUAUUUCUUUCAUAGCUGCACAAGUAACAUUAAGGGUUAUCUAUCUCCUUCAGAGUGAGACUGGUCAUAACGCAGACAGUGAUGUAUGUCCUGUUAUCCUAGCCACAAAAAAGCUGCAUUCAUUGUACGCUGAUCUACUUAUCUGUUGUGAUGUGUGUCUCUGUCCAUACACAAAUCAUGGCCAUUGUGGUAUGUUCACAGGAGAUGUUUUCAAUAUAACUUCAUAUUGCCUUUUAUUUUAAAGGAAAAGUGAUAUUUUCUGCAAAGUUUUCAAGGUUGAUUCUUCCUUAUUUUAUAUUUUCACCAGGCAUUCUUAACAAAGACGGAUCUAUCAACAAUCCAGAAAGUAUCAAGAGACUUGCUGAAGUAUCUUUGGCUUAUGCCAAAGCAGGUAUGAAGAUUUUGCAAGACACUUAAUUACUUUUUGUGGUUAACAUAUUUAUUCCAUGUCAUUUUCUGAAACUCUUUAUCUUCUGUAAGUCUUUUAAGCAUUUUUCUUUGCUUCCCAUACAAUCUUUAAUCAUUGUUUCAUAUAAAAUUAAAUAUUUCCAGCGCAUAAAUUGACUGGCCCACCAAGAUUAGCUCUAGCUACCUUCAGGCCAGUGCACACUUGUAAAACUCAAUAAGGGAAAUAAAAUGUUUUUGUUGUUGCUGUUUUUGUUUGUUAUAAGCAGAAUGCAGCAUCUAGACUAGUAACCAGAAGGGCAUUGGUUCCACUCCUAUUACGAUUACUCACAUUUUUUUCUUCCGAGCCAUCUGCAGCAUUGACUGAAAAACAUCUUUCUUAUGUCCUGUUUGUUUUACUGUACACUGUAGGUUGCCAUGUAAUAGCACCAUCUGACAUGAUGGACAAUAGAAUAGCUUCCAUAAAAGACCUUUUACAUAAGAAUGGCUUUGGAGGCAAGGUAUGUUUGUCAGUAGCAUCCUUUACCUAGAACCAAAGUCUUCAAGUUAUUCAAAUUAUUUUUUUCAGCCAGCCAUUUUAAGAAGGGUCAGAUUACCAAUAUUGUUGUUUUAGAAUAGCAUGUUGCAUAAGGCAAUUUAUCAGCUUGAGCCUCUACUAACUCGAACACUGAAAGGGAGACGAAAAACAGUUCUAGUUAGUAAGGAAUUCGAGUUAUUGGGGUAAAUUUCAGUGAAAUUUUGAUCAAGGGAAAGGAAAGUUAGUUCAAGUUACCAGGGAAUUCGAGUUAUCUGUGUCCGAAUUGUCGAGGCUCUACUUUACGAUUAACACUGCUUAGUGCUAUUGUAACAUUGCCAAGAGGUUAUUCUAUUUUGUUGUAAAUCACUGGUCAGUAAAUUGUUUUGGUUUCAUAGGUUGCAGUAAUGAGCUACAGUGCAAAGUUUGCCUCCAGUUUUUAUGGUCCUUUUAGGUAGGUUACAAAAUGUAUAUAUUAUUAAUCAAUAAGUAUUAUCAUGUAAUAAUACUAUUAUUAUUAAAUGAAUGGGGAAACAAGCUGCACAGAAUGUGCCUAAUAUUAUGUUGCAGGAUUUGAAUGAGGCCGUUUUUCAGCUUCUGUGCUCUUCCCAUAGAAAUGAAUAUCCAUUUAUGCAACUUUCAUCAGUCACCAUACAAUCCCACAUACACAGACUUAGUAUCAUCUGAAAAAAGAGUUCCACUUCCUUCUAUCAUCUCACCUGUAACUAUCUAUCGUCUUGACAUUUUAAUGACUGUUAAAGCAGUCAUUUUCAUUUCCACAGUUACUGUAGUAUAGCUAGGAUAGUCAGUAACUAUAAAGAACAUGUUUAUACUAUAAAAAAGUAGGCAUAACCUGUUUUGAAUUAUUGUCUUGUUGUGUUUGUGUUGUUACCAUAAUAAUCAAGUCUCAGUACGUACUCAGUUUCAUACACUGUAGUUCUGGUUACUUCUAGAGAUGCGGCUAAGAGUGCACCAGCCUUUGGUGACAGAAGAUGCUAUCAGCUGCCUCCAGGAGCUAAGGGCCUUGCAGCUAGAGCUGUGGUAAGUUCUAGUAGGUAAUUGCAUUUAAAGUAUCUACACAAACACGUCAUUCAACCACCCCAUCCAAUCCCCCAGUUAUCCUAACAGUAUACAGGACACAUCUAUGCGAAACUUGUACUGUAAAUAACCAAACUCAUCAGGAGUUCUCAGUAACCAGUACUAAGUGGCCAAAGAUCUUAAUGGUGUACAGAAAGUCAUAGGUUCAGCUUCCUUCAGGACACAGCUUAUUUGUUUCUCUUUCACUUGUGACAAGCUGAAUAGUCCAUCCUUUUGUUUCAUGAUCAAGCUCAAGGUUUACAUCCUUCUGUCUUGUUUUACUCAUAUUUUAUUGGUCAAUCAAUUUCUGUUAAUCCGUAUCAAGUUUCAAGCAUUGUUGGAGAUUUGAUUUUCUUCAACUUACAUAAAGCAUAGCCUCGACGUUCUUGUUACCAGAAGCAUAUCACCCCUUAAAUGCUUCUGCUUGUUACCAAUAUGGUUGUUUAGGAGCGGGAUGUUCAAGAAGGUGCAGAUAUGGUCAUGGUGAAACCUGGGAUGGCAUAUCUUGACAUCGUGAGGCAGACGAAAGAUAAGGUACCAUGAAGCUUCUAUAUUAUUGAUUGCCAAUGAGAACUGUUUCCUUCAGAGAUCCCAGGGGUUUUGAUAACUUUGUCAUCAACUUUACUAUCAUCAUCAGUGGUUCAAGAUUAAUGCCAAUUUUUAGUGACUGGGUUCCCUCUAAAUACAGUGUAUAAUUAUGGAAACCUAAAUUUCUGAGGAGUUGGAGUCCUAAAAGAAAACGUAGUGUCAUACAACCCAGCUGUGAACACCUCAGAUAUUUGAAAAAUGUUUAUUGCACUAUGAAAAAUUACAACAAAGGUCAGGACACACAAACUACCAUCAAAACCACAAGCUAAUUAACGUUGUUGCUUGUGGUUUAGUCUUCCCACAUGUGAUUGGCUUUUUCCUUGUAACACAAUAACAUUCCACAGAUAUUACUGGUGUUUAUGGUUGUUUGUUUCACUGGGUAACACGUGUUUAGUUGCUAUUGAAAACUAUUCCUUUAGAAGACCUUUCUUGUAUUCUUGCAGACGACAUCACCAACUCAAAUCUUGGGUUGAGAAUGUACUGUGAAUUUUGCUCAACCCUAUUUCAUUGCGUUUGCUCGCUAGAGUAGAAUACGGGAAAGGUCUUUUGGGUCUUCAGAUUGAGGUCUUUUGUUUAGUUACUUUUUUGUUUGUUUUGAUGUGCAGUAUUAUUAUUUGUAUCUAUUAUCAUAUUAAUAAUUAUAUUAUAUUAUAUUCAAAAUUAUUAUUUUCUUUUUUAACUUCCAUUUCUCUAUAGUUUCCUGAUAUACCUCUAGCAAUCUAUCAGGUGUGUAGACAGUACUUUUAUAGGUCAUUAAUAACAUUAACAAUGGCCAGUCCUUUCUAUACAUUGUAGGUCAGGCCCCAGUUGUUCAAAAGUUGGAUAGCGCUAUCCACUGGAUAAAUCACUAUCCCACGGAUAAGUGUUAGGGAAACCAAUUGCGCUAUCCAGUGGAUUGUCUUAUCCACCUUUUGAACAACUGGGGCCAGAUGACCACAUAAAACUGAAUGGCUGCUACCAGUAUUAUUAUGUAUAAAACAUGGCAUUUUCAGUAACAAAUUAAAGUGAAGCUUUUGUGAUGCUCUAUGCACAAAGAUAAUUUUCUCUGACUCAAGGGCGAUAUCAGAAAUGAGAAUAUAGUAAGGUCUAUAGCCUGUGGGAAAUCACCUGAAUCCCCGUUUUUUAUAAACCCACUGUUAUGGACAAAAGAAGAUGGCAUGGGAAACAUUGAAGACAUCUGCAAGUAGUCCUCCAUUAAAGUACCCCUUACUUUUUACAUUCUAGACACCAUCCCCUCAGUAACACCCCUUUUGCCAACUAAAUUGAUAAACCUCCAUUACUUUUAUGUUUCACCUUUAACAUGGAUUUGCACGAGUGUAAAACUUGAUAUUGUUUUGAUGCAAGAUGAUUGAACUGUCGCAGGUUUCAGGGGAGUAUGCUAUGCUGUACCAUGGAAGCAAAGCUGGAGCAUUUGAUUUAAAAACAAUAGUGAUGGAAUGUCUUACAUCAAUGAGAAGAGCAGGUAAAUCUAUGUGCAAACGGACGCAACAACUCCCAAACAUUGUUGCACCAACAAUGUUGAAAGUCGUUGUGUACGUUUUGGCAGUGGUGUGCAAACGGAUGCAACAACUCCCAACAAUGUUGGGACCUGCAGUGCAUUGUGGAAAGGAUACAACCCAUAAGACUUUGCAAACCAUGUGUAAUGCGCGUGCGUGGCCCCAACAAUGUUGCAAGAGCUGUGCAAACAGAUCCAAAAGAAAUGUUGGGAGUUGUUGGCUGAAAAGUUUGACCAGUUUCAAACUUUGCGCAACAACAUGCAACAGAGUGUGCAAAGAGACGCAACAUGGAACAUCCAACAAUAUUGGGAGUUGUUGGCUAACAAUGUUUUGUCCGUUUGCACAUAGCCAAAGUCUUAAUAAAAAGAUGAUUCUAUUUUAUGCAAUAAAGGGUUUGAAGCAAAGGUAUCUGAGAGGGAUGAUUAGUGAGCUUUCCAUUGAGGAGGGGAAGAUUGUCUCAGCACUCCACAGAGUUCUGUCCUUCACUGGCUCUGCUCUCAUACAAUACAAACGGUAGAGCAGGGCCAAGGCCAUUUAAGAGAUUAAGAAUAGUGCCAAAAAUAAUAUACUUUUUUGGAAACAUCAAAAGUACCAUUACAUGGUGAAUACACCUUCAAAUGUGAUCUCUUUUUUUUACUUUUUAGGUGCAGAUAUCAUCAUCACCUAUUUUGUUCCUCAACUGCUGGACUGGUUAAGUGAAAACUGAGGAUCAGCUGGGCAAAUGGAAAACAGAUAAUGGUCAUGUCAGCUUGGCACCACAAGAUACACUCACAUAACUCACCUUUCUAACAUAAAAAAUUAGUAGUUAGGCUGUAAUAAUGAUAUUUGUAUAAGUAAUAGCCUGAUUUGUAGUGAUAUUUGGC